Molecule: messenger RNA, 2353 nt
Organism: Humulus lupulus (European hop)
Lineage: Eukaryota; Viridiplantae; Streptophyta; Magnoliopsida; Rosales; Cannabaceae
Product: heat stress transcription factor A-4c-like
Exons: 4
Coding region: 546-1781 (411 amino acids)
Biological process (GO): regulation of transcription by RNA polymerase II
Cellular component (GO): nucleus
Molecular function (GO): DNA-binding transcription factor activity; RNA polymerase II cis-regulatory region sequence-specific DNA binding
Source: RefSeq, a predicted model, not a curated record
UGGUCGUUUCGUUUUUGUUUGGAAUUUUCGGAAUCUCCGACACUGUUCUUUUGUUUUGGGCAAUGGUUUUAUCUUUUUCUUUCUCAUUGAUUUAUCGAUUUUUCAACUAUGCAGAUUUGACCAUAUUCGGAUAUCUCCCUUGAUUGCCUGAGCUGAAAAUUUUCCAUUCCCAGAAGGGAUUUUUUUUUCCUUUCCUUCUUUUCUUGGGCUGAAUUUCUAAACCCUGGUGGUGGUGGCGCUUAUUCAAGGUGUUUUUGAAUUGGGUUUUCUGGAAACUACUAGAGGGUUUUAUUCUUUUGUAUUGGUUGAAUUUGAUGGCUCUUCUUGGUUGGAAUAUUCAUAGGUUUUUCAUUUGGUUUUGCAUUGGGGCCUCUUUAUAGAGAAGGAUUUGACUAAUUUUGGUUUGUACUGGGAUUUUCAUGGCUUUGUCUGGUUCUAAUAAGUGAUUUAUGAAUGCUUAAGUUCUGAGUUUUGGAAUUUGAAGUUUUAGGUUUGUGAUUUAAAGAAAAUAAAAGAAGAGAAGAGGCUAUUAUUUGUGAACUGGGAUGGAUGAAUCUCAGGGUGGCUCGAAUUCGCUGCCUCCUUUCCUUGCAAAAUCCUAUGAAAUGGUAGAUGACCCUUCAACAGAUACAGUCGUGUCUUGGAGUUCUUCUAAUAAGAGCUUCAUAGUGUGGAAUCCGUUGGAGUUUGCAAGAGAUUUGCUGCCUAGAUUCUUUAAGCACAAUAACUUUUCAAGCUUCAUCAGGCAGCUCAACACAUAUGGUUUUAGAAAAGUUGAUCCGGAGCAAUGGGAAUUCGCAAAUGAUGAUUUCUUAAGAGGUCAGCCACACCUUCUGAAGAAUAUCCACAGAAGGAAGCCAGUUCACAGCCAUUCUUUGCAGAAUCUUCAAGGACAGGGAACUCCACAAUUGGCUGAAUCUGAAAGACAGAGUCUAAAAGAUGAGAUUGAGAGGCUCCAAAAUGACAUACAGCAGCUUGCUGUGGAGUCCCAGAGGUACGAGAAUGAGCGGCGGGGAUUGGAAAUACAAAAGCACGGUUUGAAAGAACAGUUUCACAAAAGUGAACAGCGACAACAAGGCAUUGUUUCUCUAUUAGCUCAGGUUUUACAGAAACGAGGGCUUGCCGUGAACUUUUCACAAUUGGAGGCCAAUGUCAGAAAGAGAAGGUUACCAAAAAUUGGUUACUUACACGACGAAACUAGCACAAAAGAUAACUCAAUUGGGAGUUCUGAAUUGUUACGUAUAGAAAAUGUUGAUGGUAUUUCAGUUUUAAACUUAAGCGUGGACCAGAUAGAGCAAUUGGAGGCAUCCCUGGUAUUCUGGGAGGAUAUUGCUCAUGAUUUUACUAAUGGUCAUUUGCAAAUUAGUUCAAAUCUGGAGUUGGAUGAAUCUACAGGUUGCGCCGAAAGUCCAUCUAUUUCCUGUGUACAGCUUAAUAUUGACAUCCGAUCAAAGUCCCCUGGAAUUGAUGUGAACUCUGUUCCUGUUCCAAUAGUUACUUCUGAGCCUGCUUGCCCAAAAGAACCAUCUGUAAUGGUACCGGAGAAUGGAGCCACUACUACUACUGUGCCAACUGGGGUCAACGAUGUAUUCUGGGAACAGUUCUUGACUGAGAAUCCUGGUUCUUCAGACAAUCAGGAAGUUCAGUCAGAAAGAAAGGAUUCUGAUGACAGAAGAAAUGAAAGCAUUCCUGGUGAUCGUGGCAAGUUUUGGUGGAGCAUGAGGAAUGUAAAUAAUCUUACAGAACAGAUGGGACAUCUUACACCAGCAGAGAAAACUUGAGAAGGCUUCUGACUUAUUUAGCUUUUGAUGUCCUAUUACCUCUCAUCUCAUGAAUUUAGCGUCAGAAGGGAACAUUUGUAUCCUAUCCACAUGGAGCUCUGCAUGCAGAAUUUUCUCUCUACUUCUGUAGGAACAUAUGCUUGUUGGUACUGAAUGAUAAAAGGUGUGAAAUUUACACUUUUUUUUUAAAUCUCUCUAUUGUUGGCUUCAGUUUAUGAAUCGGGGGUUGCUUAAGCAUGUCAAUGUGAUGAACUGCAUGGUUCCAAGUCAUCUAGGCAGAAUAGCAGACAUGGUUUCUUGGUAUAGACAUAGGAGAAUCGUCCGAAUGAUUUUGCAAAGCACUUGGGAACUUGAAGCAACUUUCUUUGUUUUUAUAUCGUUCCAAAGACAUGUAUUGAAAGCUUUACUUCUGAAUGCAUCUAGUGGAAAAGUAGCGGUUAUACAUUUCGUUCUAUUUUAUAUCUGUGUAAAUAAUUCGUUCCUUUCGUAAAAAUUAUUGUGAAAUAUUAAAGACCACAGUUUGAAUUAUUAGAAUCAGAAAGGAAAAAGAAACAGUAGCGCUAUUUUCAGUA